CUUCACUGCAUAGUCUCUUCAAUGAUAAUCAUGACCUGUAGUAACCGCAUCCGCCAGCCCUUAAUGUCACGAGUAUUCAGAGCUAAAAAACCCCGAAUUCAAAUCAGUAAAGAAGUCAACUCCUUCCUGUGUCGCCAUCUAUCGGUAGUCGUCAUUAUCGUUUUUCGUGCAGCCCGCGUCACGCGUUCUCCCGAUUCAAUUAAGAAAAUUAAGGAAAUUAUUAAUAAUUUCAAAUAGAAUACUAUGCCAGGACAUAGAAAACGUAAGAGGGAAUCAAGUGAGGAAAGAUUACAAAGAAAACUGAAGAAAUACGAGCAAAAAUUAGAAAAAGUGCGCACGAGGCGACGGCCGCCAUCACCGGCGCCCACGCUGCAGAGCGUUCACACAGAAAUUGACGCCGCCGGAAUAUCUCCGUCACCUCAUCAUAAUGAGGAAAAUAAUUUCAUCACGAAACCUAACGAUGAAAACACAGAGAAUGCCCUUGAUGAGGAAAUCAUCAAUAUACUGGGCGAUGCUCCAGAUGAACUAUCGUAUGGGCCCCCCAUUCAUAAAGAGCUGGCACUGAGAUGGAUAAAUGCCAUCAAGAAUGGCUUACCAAAAGAAAAGAAAAAAGAAAUCAUGAAAAAGUAUCUUCCUCCUGAGAAUUGCAAAACAAUAGAUGCCCCAAAGUUGAAUUUGGAAGCCCAAGCAGCUGUCCCUGAGGCAGCAGUCAAGAGGGACAAGGCCAUCGCUAGCAAGCAAAGCCAAAUAGGCUCGGCGCUUACAGCGCUCGCCAUGGCGUUUGAGAAACUAUCCAAGAAUGCAAAGGAAAAUAUAUCAAUUAUAAAUUAUGUGAGUGAUGCUGCUCGCCUACUGUGCGACCAUCAAAACCAGGAGUCUAAUAUGAGAAGAAACUUUAUAUUACAAGGAUUAGAGCAAACUACUCGGGACUCUGUAAAAGAUACAGAAAUCGACCAAUGGUUGUUUGGGGAAAGCUUUGCAGAGAAGCUGAAAGCUUCAAAAGCUAUUAAGAAAUCUGGCCAAGAAAUAAGUCUAAAUAAACCAAAGAAAGCACAGCAACAGACACAGCGAAAGCCUUUAAACUACAAGGGCCCGGCGAUGAAUCAAUACAGAGGUCAGAGAAUACACACCGGGCCACAACGCUACUACCAGAACAGGAAACAUCGAGCGCAAUUACCACCACCACAGAAGAUACAGCCCAAAGCACCACCGAGAUCAACGAGCAAUCGCAAUUAA
This is a messenger RNA of Melitaea cinxia (Glanville fritillary), 1236 nucleotides long. RefSeq lists its product as uncharacterized. NCBI's taxonomy places the organism in Eukaryota, Metazoa, Arthropoda, Insecta, Lepidoptera, Nymphalidae. The transcript has 2 exons. The record is from RefSeq and is a predicted model, not a curated record. Bases 244 to 1236 code for a protein of 330 amino acids.